Molecule: messenger RNA, 4185 nt
Organism: Aspergillus ruber CBS 135680
Lineage: Eukaryota; Fungi; Ascomycota; Eurotiomycetes; Eurotiales; Aspergillaceae
Product: putative plasma membrane phosphate transporter Pho87
Exons: 6
Coding region: 1-4185 (1394 amino acids)
Biological process (GO): phosphate ion transport; polyphosphate metabolic process; monoatomic anion transmembrane transport
Cellular component (GO): membrane
Molecular function (GO): phosphate transmembrane transporter activity
Source: RefSeq, a predicted model, not a curated record
AUGCCUCCGCGACUCAAUCUUUUCUCGGCCAGAAAGGCCGUUCCCGUCCUACGCUCGUCUACUCCCUCUGUCAAUGCGCGGCAGAGUAUCCUCGCCAACCUCCCGCACCGGUCCAGCAAUGCCGUCGGUCUACAAAAAAGAUGGAAUUCGUCGGGAUCGGAUAAGAAACAGGAGACACCAGAGGAGGCGGAUAGACUGAAGGGUCCUACGGAGGAUGCGUUGCCUCAUGUUAGCGAGGAAGCUGCCGCAACGGACCGGAUCAUGUCGAAGGAAAAGCGAUGCGAUGGGAUUCCGAGUUCGCCGGAAUUGGAGCAGGGAACUCCCAUCUCGGAGAUUCUCGAGCGCGACGAAAAGGCUAGGAAGAACGCACCUAAGGUGAUGCAGGAUAUGAUGAAGAAACCGUCCGGCAGCCGCUCCUUCUCGACCUCGACCCGUCGUCUGGAAAAUUUGCAGAAGAAAAACACCAAACCUGAUGAUGCCUCGGCUUCCCUGGUUGCCGAUAUGGUCGCCAAUGUCGACUUCCAAGCGGCCGAGCUCGCCGGUCUGAAGUUCUCUGCUCCAAAGCCUUUGACUAAGACCGACAACUUUCGAUCACGAUAUGAACCGCUUUUGGAACAGUUUACCAAGCUGCUUAUGGAAGAUGGGAAGUUGAGUCUUGCUCAGAAGAAUAUGGCCCACAUCUUGGAUACACUACGAACUUCCUCUCCCCCUCAGGUCAACCCCAAACGCCGUCUCCUCCCCGGCCCUCCCGCCCCUCAACUGCCGCUCGACCCUGUGCUUUACCUGACCCUGAUCGUGGACUCGGUUACUCCCCUGAUCAAGAUCCGUAGCCAGAAGGGUAUCGCUGGUGGUGGUGCGGCCGUCCAGAUUCCUGUGCCUUUGUCGGAAAGACAGCGUCGCCGAACCGCCAUCCAAUGGAUCAUUGAUGCUUCGAAGAAGCGACGCGACAGCAAGUUUGCCAACCGGGUCGCUCAGGAAGUUCUGGCAGUUGCAGAGGGCCGCAGUGGUGUGUGGGAUCGCCGCGAGCAAGUGCACAAGCUUGCACCGGCCUUCGUGAUUCGAGUUACAUCCACCCCGGUCAACUCCCAUCCACAAGUACAGUCCCACCGUCUUUUCUCUACACUUUUUCUCUUUCAUUUCGCUGGACUCCCCUCAUCCGACACCGUGUCGUCGAAUGCUGCCGGGCGAAACGCGGCACACAUCGCGUCUGCGACGGGUGCCUUCGCUGAGCCGGACAACCAUCACCUUCGCCGUCACCGCUACGACGUCAACGACCUCGACGACCACCGCAACGUGUCUGACGAGGACAUCGAGUUAGUCGAAUUGUUGCGAGACGAAUCGGGCCCGCCUGCGGAAACAACAGCAGCAGCAGCAGGACAGGGUACUCGUGAACCCCAGGCGAUUGGACGGUGGUCGGUUGAUAGGAGAUUACAAGACAGCUGGGACGAACUCGAAGGCAAAUUCAAGAGCACAGACGAGAAAGAAAAUAUCUUUAGGCUACCACAUCUUUCACCAGACCAGGUGGAAUACUGGAGUGAGGCUCUUCGACAACGACAGCAACAGCGACAACAGCAGCGAAACCGAGGAGACGGAACGGAGCCCAAGAUGAAGUUCUCGCACAGUCUACAGUUUAAUGCGGUUCCAGAUUGGAGUGCGUAUUAUAUUGCGUAUAGUAAUUUGAAGAAAUUAAUAUACUCGCUCGAACAGGAAUCACGUCGAGUAAACGGCCAGCCAUACACUGAUACCGAAUCCGCACCGUUGCUGAACGAUUCGAACUCGUCGAAUUCGGACGUGGUAUUCAGACGAGCCCUCGAUGCUGAACUGGAGAAGAUAUGCUCGUUCUUCCAGUUCAAGGAAUCGGAUAUCUUCGAUGAAGUCGAGGAUGUCACUAGAGAGGCGGAAGAUUAUGCUGCUCAGGCAGAUGGUGUCAAUAUGGAUCCCGUGACCGAGAGCAUGAUUAAAGCUCGACGGGCGAGUGUCGGGCGACCUGAUAGCAUAUUCCGCAAUAACCGGAGUCGCAGUGGUAUCAGUGACACUAUCGGAGGUGAAGAAGAAGAUGAUGAUGCCGACAGUGAUGACGAACAGGCUCCAUCUGAGGCCCAGGGAAGGUUGCGUUCACAGUAUGCGGAAUCCACGAACCCGGGGGAUGGCCACACGAGCGAGUUGGGUGACUCCCAGUUCCUGGGAGACUCUAGGUUAAUGCAGUCCAGUCGGCUGCUUGAUCAAGAUGAUCAAUUUUUGUCGGACCCCAAACUCAAAGAGCUCCAUAGCACGGGAAUUUUGUUGAAGAAGCGAGUGGUCGAUGUUUAUGUCAGUCUUUGUGGUCUCAAGUCGUAUGUCCAACUAAACAAGACUGGAUUUUCGAAGGCAUUGAAAAAGUACGACAAGAUUCUCGACCGCAGCUUACGACGGGAUUACAUGAACUCUACCGUUUCUCCGGCCUAUCCAUUUACCGAUCCUGUCCUUGAGGACCUGAAGGGGAAGAUCGACCACAUUGAACAUAUCUAUGCGGAUGUGGUCACAACAGGGAACCUGCACAUGGCGCGACGGGAGCUCCGCUUGCAUUUGCGGGAGCAUGUCAUCUGGGAAAGGAAUACCGUCUGGAGGGAAAUGAUUGGCAUUGAGAGAAAGGCGCAGGCUGCGAACGUCGGUAUCCGCCGGACGCUCUUAGGAGCGGAUGAUGAUCCGGCCGCAGCCCAACGACAGGGCGAUGAGCUGGAGAUUCGGACCAAGGAAGUCAGCACACCUCUAGGCCGCUAUAAUAUCCCCCAAUGGAUGUGCAGCUUGAGCUUUGCAGCGCUGAUUUUGAUAUUCGUGGUGUUUGCCAUCUUGCUCGCAGUUCCGAUCAUGGAGAAACCGGAGCAGCAGAACUGCCUGGCCAUGCUUAUUUUUGUCAGUCUUUUGUGGGCGACAGAGGUUGUCCCUUUGUUUGUGACAUCGCUUCUCAUUCCAUUCCUCGUUGUGCUGCUCCGUAUCAUGACCUCGGAUGAGAAACCUCACCAGCGAUUGGGUCCGAAAGAAGCCACUAGCGCCGCAUUUGCGUCCAUGUGGACUCCGGUCAUUAUGCUGCUUCUCGGUGGUUUUACCAUCGCGGCUGCAUUGUCCAAAUAUGACAUUGCACGUCGUAUGGCCAUGUUUGUCCUAAGCAAAGCUGGGACCAAGCCUCAUGUGGUGCUAUUGACAAAUAUGUUCGUUAGCAUGUUCCUGAGUAUGUGGAUCAGCAACGUCGCGUCUCCUGUCCUUUGUUACUCAAUCAUUCAGCCCCUGCUGCGAAAUCUGCCUCCUGAUUCAAACUUCGCCAAAGCCCUUGUGCUGGGUAUCGCUCUCGCCGCCAACGUCGGAGGCAUGUCCUCGCCCAUCGCAUCACCGCAGAACAUCAUCGCCUUGCAGAACAUGAAUCCGAGUAUCAGCUGGGGGACAUGGUUCUUCAUCGCUAUUCCUGUGAGCAUCCUUUCGAUCCUCUUCGUUUGGGCCUUGCUCCUCGCAACCUUCCAUCCUGGCCGCGGCACGACUAUCGUUCCCAUCAAACCGGUGAAAGACCGCUUCACUGGCGUGCAAUAUUUCAUCACCAUCGUCACCAUAGCCACCAUCGCCCUUUGGUGCGUCAGUCAUCAACUCGAGCACGUCUUCGGCGACAUGGGCGUCAUCGCCAUCAUCCCUAUGAUUCUCUUCUUCGGUACGGGUAUCCUCACAAAGGAAGACUUCAAUAACUUUCUCUGGACGAUUAUCAUCCUCGCGGCCGGCGGUCUCUGUCUGGGCAAAUCAGUCACGUCCUCAGGUCUUCUCCACACCCUGGCAAAUGAGAUCACCGCGCGUGUCGAGGAUCUCAGUCUCUAUGGUGUGCUGAUUGUGUUUGCGGCAUUGAUUCUGGUCGUCGCUACGUUCAUCUCGCAUACUGUUGCGGCGCUUAUUAUGCUUCCGCUUGUGAGACAGAUUGGUGUUAGUAUGGAUGACCCGCAUCCGAAUUUGCUUGUUAUGGCGAGUGCUUUGAUUUGUUCUGUUGCAAUGGCGUUGCCGACUAGUGGAUUCCCUAACAUGACCGCUAUCAUGACCGAAGUCCCACAAACCGGCCAGCGAUACCUCAAGGUCCGCCAUUUCUUCACAAGAGGUAUCCCGUCGAGUUUGGCAGCGUUUACCAUCAUCGUCACGGUUGGGUAUGGAUUGAUGUAUCUUGCUGGGUUAUAG